Molecule: messenger RNA, 1237 nt
Organism: Bufo bufo (common toad)
Lineage: Eukaryota; Metazoa; Chordata; Amphibia; Anura; Bufonidae
Gene: CLDN5
Product: claudin 5
Exons: 1
Coding region: 83-730 (215 amino acids)
Biological process (GO): cell adhesion; bicellular tight junction assembly
Cellular component (GO): plasma membrane; bicellular tight junction
Molecular function (GO): structural molecule activity
Source: RefSeq, a predicted model, not a curated record
CUGGAGGCUAAGAUCCUCAGUACCAGUAGCACCAGGCAGUGUCCUCCAGGAGAGUAUUGUCCUACCAGCCAAACCGCAGAAGAUGGGAGCAUUCGCCUUGGAGAUCUUCGGCUUGUCCAUGUGCAUCAUCGGCUGGGUGGGGGUGAUUCUGGCAUGUGCGCUGCCCAUGUGGCAGGUGUCUGCCUUCAUCGCGCAGAACAUCGUGGUGGCACAGUUCACCUGGGAAGGGCUGUGGAUGUCGUGUGUGGUGCAGAGCACCGGGCAGAUGCAGUGUAAGGUCUAUGACUCCAUCCUGGCGCUGGAGCCGGAGCUGCAGGCCGGCAGGGCACUCACUGUCCUGGCAUCUAUCGUGGGGCUCAUCGCCCUUCUGGUCACCAUAGUCGGAGCCCAGUGCACCACCUGCUUCCAGAGCAGCGGCGUCAAGAGUCGCAUCGUGUUUGCCGGGGGAGUGAUGUACAUCGUGACCGGGCUGCUGGUGCUCGUCCCGCUCUGCUGGACGGCCAACAUAGUCAUCAAGGACUUCUUCAACCCCCAGGUGCAUUCCUCCAAGAAGAGGGAGAUGGGGGCAGCUCUGUACGUCGGCUGGGCGGCCACUGCCCUCCUACUCCUCGGCGGGGUCUUAAUCUGCCUGUCGUGCCCCUUGAGAGGGCAGAGGAUCCCGCCAGUCAAGUACUCUGCCUCCCGGAGACCGACCUCCAAUGGAGACUACGAUAAGAAGAACUAUGUGUAAGGACCAAGGGGGGGAUGGACACUAGUCACUCCACAGGGGGGUGCGGGCACAGCCCUGGCACUGCGGGCAGGCACAGGAAGGACUCGUGCAUAGCUACAAGUCACCCUCCGUGCCCCUGGCAUCACCACGACUAGAUGACUGGCAUAGUAUUACUGGAAGUGCAGUCACUGUGUAUGAAUGUGUAGAUAUGUCUUCUGAUGAGGGCUGAAACUAACCACUGGUGCCACCCAUACCCUCAUGCCUGGCAGCUCAGAGGGCUCUUGCCCCCCCAGUAAGAAGAUUGAGCAGGUGAUCGGGCUGAGCGCAUUCUUGUGGGAAGGAGCUGGAUUCCAAGCCCUCUCAGCACCCCCUGCAUGUUCAGCAGCUGGGAGAGGGGGACUUCUUAUAUUUUUGUCUUCUCCUACACAGAUAUUUUCACUUGGUCUAGUACUAAAUGGCAAAGCAGCUGGCAAGGCUGGGUCCUCACCCUGGGGACAAGUCUUUGGAAUCAUAAUGGAGAAAACUUUU